Chaetomium globosum CBS 148.51 is the source of this 4260-nucleotide messenger RNA. RefSeq lists its product as uncharacterized. Gene Ontology annotation, biological process: DNA integration. The transcript is spliced from 2 exons. Gene Ontology annotation, molecular function: nucleic acid binding. The record is from RefSeq and is a predicted model, not a curated record. Lineage: Eukaryota; Fungi; Ascomycota; Sordariomycetes; Sordariales; Chaetomiaceae. Bases 1 to 4260 code for a protein of 1419 amino acids.
AUGCCCGACAACGACAACCCUCUGGCUGGCCUCCCGCCGGCCAACAACGACAUCAUCGACGACGGCGACGAUGAUGACCUCGAUUUGACCAAGAUCACAGUGCCUACCAUCAUUCCACUUAAGGGUGACCACAACCUGGAGGAGUGGAAGCUGGAAGUUCGUGUCGCAUUUCGCCUUCUCAACAUCACCAAGUUCCUCGAUGGUACGGCUGUUGAGCCUCCCGCGAAUGCGUCGUCCAAGAAGAAGAACAAGUUCCGCGUCCAACAGACUGUUGCAUACGCGGCUCUUUCGAAGUCAGUCGCCCCGGUCAGGGACAUAAUCAAGAGCAACGGCUACGUGUAUGCCGAGGACGACUUCGACCCAUACAAGCUUUACCUUGCGACCUGCAAAGCCUUGACAGGCAUGUCCGACGAAGGUUGGUGUGGUAUGGUGUGGGAACUCUCCCAGAUCAACGCCAGCAACUACGACACCUUGCGCGCUUUCGUCUCGCGUUUCCAUUACCUGAUUGCGAAGCUCAAGGACGUGGGCAUCAACCUUCCAGACAGGUUCCUACAGGCGCAACUCCUUUUGGGUUUGAAGACAUACGAUGCCAACUGGGUCGACAUGCUUCGCUUCCAACUGCAGACUGGACAGUUGGAUUACGAGAAACUGCUCAACCUCGUCACGACUAAGGCUAACGAACAGACCAUGUUCAACAUGUCGGCCACGUCGAAUCAAACCGCCAAGAAGGGCAACAAUCAGCAAGCCGGACAGCAAAAGUCUCGGCCUCAGUCACAACAACAAGCUGGCGCUCAGUCAGGGUCACUCUGCGGCGACCCCAGGUGCGGUAAAUACCAUCCAAGCACCCCGAGACACCCGUACCACGACAUCUGCAAACUACACCAUCCUGGCGGCAAUGAUGAGUGCUGGGUUGUGCACCCAGAGAAAAAGAAGGAAUACCAUGCGCGUAAGAAGAAAAACGACGCGUCAAGCAACACUUGCAACACCAACAGCAGCGGUACGCCUGAUGGUGGGAACAACAACAACGCCAACCGUGGCAUAUUCAACUUUGACUCAGGCGUCAUGAACGGCGUCAACAACAAUAGGGCCAAUGCCUUGAUCAACACCGUCCAUCUGAUGACAGCGAUUGAUGUCUACAACCUUGACAUUGCUGACGACGGUGCUGAGCCCUCUGAGGCUGCAGACAAAGUCGUCGCCUCUGCAGUAGUUGGAUCCAUCUCUGCAGACUCAAAGAUCACUCGGGACACUGUUUGCCUAGAUUCGGGCGCUUCAAACAGCGUAUUCAACGAAUCCAAGUGGUUUGACGACCUGUCUGAGCUUGAUCAACCUGUUAAAGUCGCCUCUGCAAAUGGCGGCACCUCGAAUCACGCCCUGGGAGGUGUGGUUUCUCUCUCAUGCGAGCGGUCGUGCGGUGGCCUUACCAACUUGACCAUCCGCAACGCCAUUUACUCCAAGGAUACGCCUCUCAAUCUCGUGUCAACCGGGCAACUGCGUCGCCGUGGGGCGGUGUUUGACGGUCUGACUGACCGUCUUAUCCUCAAGGACAACCCUGCUCAGGAAGUCGCACAGCUCGGUUGGGUUGGAGACAUCUCGGUCUUCAAACUAAAUUCUAUUCCGGUCCAGAGUACUGAAGUCGUCCUGGUUGCCAUUCAGCAUCUGGCUCUCCCCGCCAUUGACUACGAAGUCAUGCAUCGUCGUUUGAUGCACGCGUCAAUGGACAAAGUUAUCAAAGCCUGCAGGCAAGCAGGUAUCAAGAUUAACACCCGCGAUGCAGGUAGCCAUCGUUGCAAGUGGUGUUAUCUUGGCAAGUCGCAGCAAUUGAUAUCCCACGACAAACUGCCCGCAGUGUCGCGCGCGUUGCAGCGCAUCCACGUCGACUCCAUUCCACACAAGCCUACUGGCAUUGGCGGGAAGAAUCACGCCAUCCACAUCGUUGACCAGUACUCUGCUUACCAUUGGUAUGUCGCCAUUGGAAGCAAGUCGGAUGGCUUCACGGCGCUUACCAACUAUAUCGUCUUUGUGGAGGUACAAUCAGGGACCUUAGUCCAAGAGAUCCAUGUCGACAAUGGCACCGAGUUCAGCAUGGAUAAGCUGAGGGACUGGUGUCUUGCUCGUGGCAAGAAGUUGACACCCAUAUCGCCAAACUGUCCGCAACAGAACCCAAUGGCAGAACGCGCAGGCCGUACCAUUGUUGAGGGCGCCCGCACUGCGAAUCUGGAGGCGGGAUUUCCUGAAGAAUACUGGCCGUUGGCGGAGGAGGCGUUUGUUCAUGUUUUGAACCGCCUGCCAACCUCCCACAAUACAGACGACAAGUCACCUAUGCAAACACUGGGUGAGUCGCUUGGUCUCGCGCGGGAUCAGUGCAUUCCACGCAUCCACCACCUCAGGGCGUAUGGUGCGAUCACCUUCGUCCACAUCCACGAUAAGAAGGUUAGACCACAGGGCCGCAAGAUGCUGGCAAAGGCCAUUGAGGGGAAGCUCUGUGGCUACGAAGGCAAUUCGGGCAAGGUCUACCGCAUCCGACUGAAUGCAGUGGGCGUAUUCAAGGGCAAAGAGGCCGCUGAAAAACUGCUUGCAGGGCUUUUCGUGGAUCUUGAUCAGUUUGAGCUUGAGGCGCCAGAGAUGAUCAUGUCAGUGAUUGACAAUAAGGACCUCUUCGCACCUACCCACGCCAAGAUCCCCAAGACUUACAAGGAAGCGUCAAAGCGAACUGACUUUUAUACGCACUGGCAACCUGCUUGCCAGGAACAAUACGACAAAUUGAUCGCGUCUGGCACCUGGAAGCUGGUUGACAGGCCUCCUGGCGCCAAUGUUCUCCCUGGCAAGUGGGUAUUCGACCAGAAGUUUGACGACCAAAGCAACUGGGUGCGGAAUCGCGCCCGCUGGGUUGUCUGUGGUAACUUCGAGAAUGGCGACUACCAGCCGUACGAGGUCUACUCAGCUGUUGUACAUGCAUCAACAGUCCGUAUCUUCUUCAACCUUGUGGCUGCACUGGACCUCGAGUGCCACCAGUUUGACGUCGUGAGCGCGUUUCUGAACGCCAUUGUUCCUGACGACGUGGAUGUCUACGUCCGGCAACCCACAGGGUUCGAGGAUGGCACUGAUAAAGUGUGCCGCCUCGUAAAGGCCCUCUAUGGCCUUCAACGUUCGUCAUUGUGGUGGUACCAGACCCUCGUUCCGGAGCUCAAGAAACUGGACUUUGAGCCGUUGACAACAGACGGCUGCAUGUUCAAACAUACCGGAAAUGGCGCCCUGCUUCUGAUCUACGUCGACGACUUCCUUCUUGCGGCGCCGACUGUCGAGAGUAUCAAUAAGGUCGCCGACGUGUUGGGUUCCAUCUUCGAGCUGAAGUGCCUGGGCGAGGCCCGCACUUUCCUUGGUUAUACGGUGUUCCGCGAUCGCGACAACCGUGUUAUCUACGUCAAUCAGGCGACUUACGUCACGAAGAUCCUGGAGCGAUUCGGCAAGACGAACCUCCACGCAGUAAAGACUCCCUGGAUCACGGGCGGCUUCAAUCUUCCGAAGACCUACGAUGUGGUUGAAUCAGCCACGAAGGGGUAUCAAUCAGAAGUCGGCGCCAUCAAUUACCUGGCAAACGGUACUCGUAGCGACAUAUCCUACACUACCAUGCGACUGGGCGAGGCAAAUUCGGGGCCCUCGAGCGCCCAUCUUCAACUUCUUCAGCACUUGUGGCGAUACAUCUCGGGCACGCGCGACCUUGGAAUUCGCUGUGGUGGAGGUAUCACGCCCUCAAACCUACAACUGCGGGCUUAUGGCGAUGCCAGCUUCGCGACCGACCUGUUGACACGCGUGUCGGUUGGGGGUCACGUUGUCAUGAUCGGCAACUGCCCUGUGGUCUGGAAGGCCAAGAAACAAACACUCGUCACUCUGUCGAGCACUGAGGCAGAGUUCAUCAAUUUGACGCCUACGGCGCUGUCGCUACUGUGGGUAGCCAAUGUAUUGAAGGACGCUGGGUAUCAACAGAAUGCGCCUCUGUUGUUCUUUACCGACUCAGCCAACGCCAGGGCGAUUGCCCUGAACCCUCUUAACACCGCCAGAACUUAUCACAUUGACCUGCGGUACAAAUGGAUAAUCCAACGCAUGGCCAUGGGCCAAUUCCAACUGGACCACGUCGGCACUGAUGAUAUGGUAGCUGACGGCCUUACAAAGGGCCUGAGUGGUGCGAAACACGCUCAGUUCGUCAAACAGUUGGGUCUCUGCGUUCCCCCUCUCCGUGAAGGGAAGAUCCGGGCCGAUUGA